Messenger RNA from Ochotona curzoniae (black-lipped pika), 5228 nucleotides. RefSeq names its product claudin 12 (gene CLDN12). The record is from RefSeq and is a predicted model, not a curated record. Gene Ontology annotation, cellular component: plasma membrane. NCBI's taxonomy places the organism in Eukaryota, Metazoa, Chordata, Mammalia, Lagomorpha, Ochotonidae. The coding region runs from base 1990 to 2724 and encodes 244 amino acids. The transcript has 3 exons.
CUUUUUUGUUUAUUUUUUUCUUUGUUUUCAUUUUGUGUCCUUUUUUUCUUACGUGCUAGUUUGUCUACAUCCUAUUUUAGUAAAGAGAGGAAAGAAAUGCAAACUUUAAACAUUACUAAUAUAUUUGUAAGUCAUCAUAAUUUCUUUAGUAAAAGGGGGAAGAUUUGAAGAGAAACCAGAGAGACAUUAUAAUUUCUAAAUUUCUGCUGGAAUGUUUAAAAAUACUUACAAACUGAACAUUUUCCCUGCGUGUUAUAGUACAAAAAUUAUUGUACAAACAGUGCAAAAGCAUUUAAAGUAAAAUGGACAGUUCCCUUCCUUCUGCAUUAAGCUUUCCAGUCCUCAGAGGAAACAAUAGUUUAUGUUCUUACAUAACUACUUUCUAUGUCUAUUUUUACCCAGAUGAGUUAUUAUAAACUUUAUCCAAGUUUGGGUUUUUUUACACAAUAGUAACAAGUUAGUGAGCUUGAAAGAGUUAUUUGUUUUAAUUGGCGAGGCAGCAGUUACAGAGAGAAGGAGGAAUGGGUGACUGUCUGUCUGCUGGUUCACUCCCUAGGUAGCUGCAACACGAGCUGAGCUGAGCUGAGCUGUAGCCAGGAAGCAGGAGCUCCCUCCGGGUUUCCCAUGUGGGUGCAGGUGGCCAUGAAUGCUUUCCCCGGCCACAAGCAGGGAGCUGGAUGGUUAAGUGGAGCAACAGCCACAGACUGGCACCCAUAUGGGAUCCUGGCCCAUCCAGAAGGGAGGAUUAGCCAAUUGAGCCAUCGUUCUGGGCCCAUGUUAAUGAGCGUUAAAAAGUUCUGCCGCUUAAAACUUCUUACCAUUUAUUUUGGAAUUUAAUGCCUACUGAAGUCUUUAUAGAAGGCUUUUUUUUAUUCUUCUGUAAAGUAUUGAAUUAAAAUUGUACUGGGCUUAAAUUUCUUAUAAUUUGGCAGUGUGAUUUGAUUACAAAUGUUUCACCUUACUCUCUGUCUUUCCCCUCACCACUCGCACCUCUGCUCCAGUCCGCACACUGGCUUUCCCUGUCUUAGUCUCUUUUCAUCACACAUGUGCUUGCUGAGCGGCUCCUGAGUGCCUGGCAGCAUGCAGGGUGCUGCAUAGACGGUGGCGAGGAGGAUAGACAGGCCCUGCCUGCCUCUUGGCUCUCAUGUCCUAUAGCAGAAAUGGCAGGGCUUGGAGUGACCUGGCUCCAGGUCACAGCAGCGGCCUGGAUCGAGAACAGCAUUUGGAAUUUGGACUUCAGAGUGACCACGUUUCAUAUUGGCUGGGAUUUCUGUGUGUAAGUUCUGUUUUCUUGUUCAGUGUGUAUUUCUUACAUAGAAACCAGCAGCAAUGGAAGGAUUAGUUUUACAGGGCAAACUAAAAUGUUCUGACGUCAUGGUCUCUGUGUUGUGGCCAAGGAUGGUGUUUGUGUGUUGGAGAAAGCGUUUUUUGUUUGCUGUCGGUAAUGCCCAGGGUUCCACUGCACAGUUCACUGGAGCGCCUUGUUUGGUGACUCAUUGAAAUGUUCCAUGUAUUUUCCUAGUUACUGAGAAAGCACUUUGUGUACCUUUUCCAAUCUUUGAUUUUUUUUUUAUUCUAACAAAAGGAAAAAAAUCCAAGUUGUUUUGAUGUUUUAUUUUUUUUAAAAAAUUAGGGGCCGAUACUGUGGUGGAACGAGUUAAGUUGCCAGUUGCAAUACAAGCACCCCGUACUGCAGUGCUAGUUCGAGUCUUGGGGCUGCUCUGCUUCUGAUCGGACUCCCUGCUAGUGCGCUGGGAAGGCAGUGGAUGAUACCUCACGUACUUGGGUCCCUGCCGCCCACGUGGAGUUGUCUGCUCCUGCUUCAUCCUGGCAGGACUGGCUGCUGCUCUCUGCCAGUGGACCAGCAGACCCAGAUCAUCUCUACUGUGUGUUCAGGUGUACCUGUAUUUCUUUUAAGUUGAUUAAAGCUAUUUUAAAACAUCAGGUACCUCAUAGUCUGACUGCCAGGACUGCACAAGCUUACCUGCCAUGGGCUGUCGGGAUGUCCACGCGGCCACAGUCCUCUCCUUCCUGUGUGGAAUUGCCUCAGUAGCAGGUCUAUUCGCGGGGACUCUGCUUCCCAACUGGAGAAAGUUACGACUGAUCACAUUCAACAGGAAUGAGAAGAACCUGACUGUGUACACAGGCCUGUGGGUGAAAUGUGCCCGGUACGACGGGGGCGAUGACUGCCUGAUGUAUGACACGACCUGGUACUCAUCGGUUGACCAGCUGGACCUGCGUGUCCUCCAGUUUGCCUUGCCCCUCAGCAUCCUGAUCGCCAUGGGUGCCCUGCUGCUGUCCCUGAUUGGAAUGUGCAACACUGCCUUCAGGUCCUCCGAGCCUAACAUCAAACUGGCCAAGUGCCUAGUCAAUAGUGCAGGCUGCCAUCUGGUGGCCGGGCUGCUCUUUUUCUUGGCAGGUACCGUAAGCCUCUCUCCAUCCAUCUGGGUCAUCUUUUACAACGCUCACCUGAACAGGAAGUUUGAGCCUGUCUUUUCGUUUGACUACGCAGUGUAUGUCACGAUCGCCAGUUCGGGGGGCUUGUUCAUGACCUCUCUUUUGCUGUGUAUUUGGUACUGUGUCUGUAAAUCCUUACCCUCUCCUUUCUGGCAUCCGCUGUACUCCCAUCCUCCCAGUAUGCACACUUACUCACAGCCCUAUUCAGCCCGCUCCCGCCUCUCUGCCAUUGAAAUUGACAUUCCAGUAGUUUCCCAUGCCACCUAAUGGGGACUCAGUUGUUAGAAACAACAACAAAAAAUCUUAUAGCCUCACAGUCCCCCUUGUGCAAGGAGCAUUUUUGGACCUACAUCCAUUUUUCUUUGUUCCUGACCAGUGAAGCCAAAUUUGUCCUGUUAGAAUGAAGUGCUGCUAGUUUUUAUGAGAAGUACUUUAUUUUAAAUGUGAAUCCUUCCUAUUAUCUUGCUAAUUCUAUUGGAAGAAUUUUUAACUUUCAUAUUGAUAUCAGAUCAAGUAUUCAAAUAGAAGGGACCUGUGUUAUGACAGGUGACUUAGAGUGACAGGAGUGAUGGCUGAAAGAAGUCAUUGUAAUAUUUCAGGUUGUAUAUCUGUUCUCCUUUUUCUAUGACAUAAUAAAUGCCAAAAAAAGAAAAAGCAUUUUCAAAUGAAAAAUUUACCCUAAAAGGGGGUAGAAUUUUAACAGUAGUCAAUAAUCGGUUUCAAGCUGUAAGUUUUUCUUACUUAGCUCUUGGGGCUAAUUGUGCUAUGUAGGCUUUAGCAUGUUGAAGAACCCUUUGAAGUGUCUUAUCUUCUACCUCAUGUUAGUGUUUAAAAGUAAAAUACAUUUUAAGUGACGUCAGGGUAAUGCUAAUUUUAAGUAUAAAUUAGUUACAGAUAGCAUUUAAUGUAACUUUUUAAAUUAAUGAUUUCAUAAAUCGUGUUACAGGAGUUAAAAUGUGCCAUGUGACAGGUUGGUGCUUCCUGGGAGGAAGGGAAAUUUUUUUCCAGAUACCGCCCACCCAGCGGUUCUCCCGCCUACACACUUCCUAAUGGCGAAGAGAAAUAAAAGAGCCUUAAUGGUUUGGGUUUUAUAAAAUAUGUGGAAGGGGACAAGAGUCUUUUUCAGUGACAGCAUUAGAACUCUGCUCUGGUGACUGCCUUUUGAGUAAUGGGUGAAGAAGCAAGGAAUGACUUUGCCAUGAGCUCCUUUAUCUGUAGUUCAGCUUCUGCCCCAUCAUUUGAUGAUUUCCUUGUGUGUAUAUUUCUGCCUAGUGCCAUAGCAGGCGAGUUAGAGGAUGCCUGGAGAGUAUGACAUCUGAUUUUAGCCACUUAAACAUUUUCAAAUAAUUGAGAGCAUAAGAUGUUAUCUCCCAUUAGGGAGCAGUCUGAUUUUCUUGAUGGCUGGCCUUAACUUCUCAAUUAUUGAUUCAGGAAGAUAUUUCUAUCAGAGAUUUUUCUAGUAGACAGGUUUUAUAACACCAGCAAUAUCCUGGACCUAGAGAAAUCAGUCUACUUCAAUUCAUUGAAUCCUUAGGGUACCUAGCUCAUUAGCCUGGAUGUUGUGAAAGCAUCAUGUCAGAUUUAUAAGAAUGGGCAGAAGUGGGAGAAAAAUUAUGUUGAAAGCUUUCUACCUUUAAAACUAUGAUAACAUGUUAAGGAGGAAGAAUUUUUAAUGUCUUCUGAUGGGGUAAUGGUUAGGAAACUAUGUUGUUGCUGAGACAAAUACUUAGGAAUUCAGGGAUAUUGGGUUUUAAUGCUAGGAAUUUGAGCUGCUUAUUGGCAUAAUUUGCAACGUGUCAGCAUUGUAUCCACAAAGAUUCUGUUCCUUUAAACAUUGCAGAUUUUACAAGUAGUAAAUUGUAAAACUAUUAUGCCUCUUUUAAAGAUCUGAGUAAGAUUCUUGUUAUCCUACAGUUGUAUGUAUAUGGUAUUUUCUUCUGAUUCCAACAAUAGUUUAUGUAUAUAGCAACUAAGGCCAGUUGUGUAAUUUUCACAAGGCUAGGUAUUUUAAGUUACAGCUUCUGGUUUCUUUGAGUUCUGAUCUUGUUCUCUCUUUCUUUCUUUCUUUUUUUUUUUUUUUUUUUUUUUUUGAGUGGCUGAGUCUGGAUCAUUCCAAGACAAGGAGGGGUGGAAUUUUGAAAUUAAUUUUAAGCCUAUUAACAUUGAUGUUGCCUACUUGGCAAUUAUUUAAAUCUCUUCUCUCACAAAAGGUUUGGCUUGAAUGAUUGCGAAUUCCACCAUUCCUUUGGCCGUGGUGUCCAUAAUGUUACAGAAAAGUAGACUCAGCCAUUAAGGCACUAGACAGGUCUUAGUCCGAGGAAUUGUAAAUAUAAACAUGAAGCUUUUGAGAAUCUUGUUUUAUAACAUCAAAUUAGUUAUUUAUUAUGGUUUCAUUGGGCAGAAGAAAUAACUGCUUCUUUGCUGACUUUUUUCUUAAGUGGUUCAGAUUUGCUAUUGAGUAAAGAAAGCAAAUAUUUUUGUUGUUGUUGUUUUUUCAAGCACUUAUCAGGCUAUCACUGGACUAAGGGGCUAUACCUUUUUCCUAUUAAGUUUAAAGACCUUUACUGAUGCCAUCAGUGAAAACAACCUAAAACAUGUUAGGCUGUGUCAGAUUUGAUUUACCCAGCAGUGGGAGACAAAUAAAUAAAUAACCUGAGUUUACUCUAUUUGUACAUACACACUAUAAUGGGUACGAUGUUUGCUGUAAACUGUAAUGUAAAACCUCAAAUAAAGUGCACUGUACUUCUUGAUGUUUAUUAAAAGAUGUAUUU